CGGAGCUGGGAGCUUUCCAGAAAUCAGAGAAGGAACAGAGAUGGAUGGUUCGUUGGCUUACCAAAUAGAGGACUAAGAAAGAAACAAGAUGUGUGGGGGUAUGACAGAAGAGUGUACAACCAAGCUUCUGUAUUCUUCUUCACAAACUUCCCGGAUGACUGGAGCCAUGAAAGCAUGUGGCUCACUUUCCGGAAAUAUGGGAGGGUCUUGGCUAUCUACUGCCCACCGAGGAAAUCCAAAUCAGGAAGAAUUGGGUUGUAAGAUUCCUAGAUGUUGAGAAUGAGAUGGAAUUGAAACGGCAGCUGGAUCAAAUCAGAGUAGGGAUGUCCAAACUCUGGGUUAAUGGACCAAGAUUCAGGAAGGCUGAGGAGAGGAACAGAGAUGCUACGAAACCAGUUGAGAUGAAUCUUGUCAAACCGUGGAGAUCAUUUGUUGAGGUUGUUAAAGGGAAGAAUAAGUUGGAAAUUAAUAAAGAAAGACAUCCACAGUCGGUUACAGGUGCUAGAGAUCACCAAAAUAAGCAGCAGAAAACAGAACCGGCCACAACAGCAACACAAGUAUGGAUAAUGAAAAACAACGAUCGUGCUAGUGUUGGCUUGGAGUUUACAGUGAAGGAGGAGGACCUCUUAUGGUUGGAAGGGUGUUAUGUUGGAACUAAAUGUUCUGUCAAUAUCAUCCCGACUCUGCAGCAAAAGUUCUUCAUGGAAGGAUAUUUUUCAUGCAAAGUAAGACCUAUGGGGGGAAGAUUAGUCUUAUUGGAGGGGGGUGAUAAAGAUGAGAUUAAGGAUUUAGUUGAAACAACUCCGGAGUGGCUGGGGCAGUGGUUCGAGGAGAUAAAGCCCUGGUCUCCAUCAAUGGUUGCUGGUGAAAGGUUCAUGUGGAUUCGAUGUCAAGGCAUUCCAGUUCAUGCCUGGGGGCCGGAGUUCUUCAAUACAAUUGGGGCGGUAUGGGCAAAAGUCAUUUCCUUAGAUGAUAGGACUAGUAAGAAGCUAAGAUUUGACAUUGGGAGAAUUUUGAUCUCCACACCCAUCAUGGAGUUCAUUUCAAAAUCUAUGAACAUUACCGUAAAUGGUGUGCCAUACUUGAUCAAAGUAAUGGAGGAAGAGGCCACCAACGGUAUCUUCUCCAUGAAGUCUGACCAUGUGUUUAGGGAACUAAGCUGCUCCAAAGAUCUUUGUAGAGCUGCAACUGGUAAGGUUGAUGAUGAUGACAUGGCAAGGGAUAAUGACGUGGAACAUGGCUCCGGAAACAAGCUAGAAGAGGAUUGGAAGGAGAGCCAUAAGGAGGAGGUAAAGGCUAACAGGAAGAAAUUUGAAUUUGAAGAAGACACAGAAGGAAUGAUGAGUGUGGAUGGCUCCAACGUUCAGACAGACAAUGAGUAUAUUGAUGCAAGCAUCGGGAAGUCUCAAAAGUUCCCAUCAACAAGCAAGAGUCUGGGACAAAAUUCAAAUUGCAAAAAUGGUGAAAUGAAUGGGCCAACCAAUCUAAUCCAGCUUAAUGAGAAAGAGUGGGAUAAAGGCUGCCGGUUGGACCUCCAAGCCUGUUUAAGAGAUGAUGAAGAUUGGGCCUUGAAUAUGGGCCCUAACAAAACCAAUAAAGUACAUGAAGAUGAAAAUGAUGUGGUAGUAAGAGAUAAGGAUAUUGACGGGUUUGAGGAGGAAGAGGUAAAUCAAAGAAACAAAGGAUGCUUGACUCGGUUAGCAGAUAUCAGCGAGGAACAGUCCUUCUGGCAAGGAUUUGAAAGUGAAUUGGGGCAAUUGAAAGCUUGGAUGGGUAGAGAACAACGAGAAAUCAAGAAGCAGAAGAAGAGGAUGAGAUCAUGCUCCUCGGUGUACAGAAAAUCCAGAAUCGUGGUUCAACAAAGGAUGGAGGAGAAGCGGGGCAAAUUGAAAAAGGACCAAGAUCUAGAGGAGAUGACACCGAAUUUCUGGUCAGGAUCACAAGAACAGGUAGCGGAUGACUCAUUAGCAGAUAGCGGCAUUGAGAAUAGGAACAAAUGCUUGUGGAAUAAUGGAAAAAUCAAUUGGGGACCAAAACCAUUUCGAUUCUUUGAUGCAUGGUUGGAAUUCCCUCAGUUUAAAGCUAGAGUGGGUGAUAUCUUGAAGACAACAGUGGUAAAUGGAUGGAAUGAGUAUCGUCUAAAAGAAAAAUUGAAGGAAACUAAGAAGAUGCUAAAAGUGUGGAGUAAGAAUAUGACCUCAGAGAUUGACUUGGGUAUACAAAGGAACAUCGAUUCUAUUGCUUCCAUUGAUAAAAAGUGUGAGGUGAGGCCACUAUCUCCAAAAGAUAUAAAGGUUAGAAGGUUAAACUUCCUGGAUCUAUGGAAAAAUCAAAGGAUCAAGGAAAGCAUGUGGCGCCAAAAAGCUAGAAAAACAUGGAUAAGUGAUGGGGAUGCCAAUACAAAAUUUUUUCAUAAAUGUGUGAAAGGAAGAAGAAGGAUAAAUGAUAUAGCAAGCAUCAUGGUGGGUAGUGAGUGCUUAGAAGAAGUCAACAAUAUGAAAGAAGGCGUGGCUAAUUACUUUGAGACUUUGUUUAAAGAAGAUGCUUGGCACCGCCCAGCCUUAGAUGGGAUUCAAUUCAAGAAGAUAUCAAAGGAGGAAAGGGAGAUGCUGGAAGCACCAUUUAAUGAGGAGGAGGUUAGACAUGCUGUGUGGGAUUGUGAGAGUUCGAAAGCACUAGGACUUGAUGGGUUCAACUUCAAAUUUGUUAAAAAGAUGUGGGAAACACUCAAGGAUGACAUAAUGGGAUUUGUAACUGAUUUCCACAAAUAUGGUAAGUUGGUCAGAGGGUUGAAUAGUUCAUUUAUUGCAUUAGUCCCUAAAGUUACCAAUCCACAAAAAAUUGAAGAAUUCAUACCAAUCUCACUAGUUGGUGCCAUAUACGAGCUGAUUGCAAAACUGUUAGCAUGCAGACUAUCUUCUGUCUUGAAUGGGAUUAUUAGGGAGAAUCAGAUGGCCUUUGUCGGAGGAAGGCAAUUAGUUGACAGUGUGGUUAUCGCUAAUGAGACUAUUGAUGAAGUGCAGAAAAGAAAAAAGGAAGGGUUUGUGUUCAAAGCUAACUUUGAAAAGGCUUAUGAUAAAGUUUGCUGGGAUUUCCUGGAUUAUAUGAUGCUAAGAUUGGGUUUUGGUCUUAAUGGCAUCAUUUCAUCAGUUGUCUCAUUGGGAUUGUUUAAAGGAAUUGAAAUUGGUCAUAAUGGCAUGAAUGUCUCACAUCUUCAGUUUGCUGAUGACACAAUUGUGUUUGGUAGAGCUUCAGAAGAAAAUAUAUGGGCUGUAAAAAGUAUUAUAAGGAUUUUUGAGAUGGUUUCAGGGCUGAAGAUUAACUUUGGAAAAAGUCUGCUCAUGGGCAUCAAUGUUUCAGAUGAGUGGAUGACUAGGAUGUCCAGUAUACUGAACUGUAAACAGGGGAACUUACCUUGUAAAUACCUGGGCAUGCCGAUUGGGGGUAAACACAGAAGUAUGGCCAUGUGGAGACCUAUGAUUGAUUCAUUUAAGAAGAAACUUGCCGGCUGGAAAAACAAAUUCAUUUCUCUUGGUGGAAGGAUCAUGCUCCUAAAUUCCGUGCUAUCUAGCCUCCUCGUGUUCACGAUGUUUGUCCACCUGCUGCCUAAAGGUUUGAUCCUCUUACUUGAUAAAAUUCAUACAAGCUUUCUUUGGGGGGGUGGAGAGAAUAAUAGAAAGAUUAAUUGGGUUUGUUGGGAAAAUGUUUGUAGAAGUAAAUUGGAAGGUGGGUUGGGUGUUAAGGACCUAAGAAAGUUCAAUUUAGUGUUGCUAGGAAAAUGGUGGAGUAGAUUAGCGGAGGGUGAGGAAGGUUUACUCUAUAGGGUUAUUCGAGAGAAAUACGGAAGUAAAGGUGGCAACUGGCUAAAUUGGAUUAAAGAGGGAAACUAGAGGGGGACAUUAUAGUGGAGGGAUGUUUGUAGGUUAGAUCAUUUGUAUACAAGUAGAGUUGGCUGGCUCUCAGAUGGCUUUACACUAAAACUGGGAGAAGGUAAUUCUGUCUAGUUUUGGGAGGAUGUUUGGAUAGGAAACAAGUCACUAGCAACAAACUUCCUAGACUUUU
Molecule: messenger RNA, 4062 nt
Organism: Rubroshorea leprosula
Lineage: Eukaryota; Viridiplantae; Streptophyta; Magnoliopsida; Malvales; Dipterocarpaceae
Source: the annotation of a GenBank genome assembly